Messenger RNA from Protopolystoma xenopodis, 201 nucleotides. The record is from the annotation of a GenBank genome assembly. Lineage: Eukaryota; Metazoa; Platyhelminthes; Monogenea; Polystomatidea; Polystomatidae.
CUUUUGCAACAGAAGAAAGAACUUGAAAAUGACAUUGCUAGUCUUAAUGAUCGCCUAGCCAAGUCGCAUGCCAGCCUGAAGGGCCUAUGCAGACAGCAGCUUAAUCUGGAGGAAGAAAUAGCUAUCAAGACCAACACCCUAUUCAUUGAUGAAGUCGAAUGCAUGGGCAUGCGCAAGAGCAUUACAAUUCACGCCUACUAG